Messenger RNA from Sus scrofa (pig), 4513 nucleotides. It is a transcript of the gene SOWAHB, whose product is annotated as sosondowah ankyrin repeat domain family member B. The record is from RefSeq and is a predicted model, not a curated record. Lineage: Eukaryota; Metazoa; Chordata; Mammalia; Artiodactyla; Suidae. Gene Ontology annotation, molecular function: protein binding.
GGCCAGGGUUUCGGCUGGCGGGGGAGACCUCAGCGAGAGCGAGACGCAGACACUCCGGGGCCAGGUGACCACAGGGCAGCUAUGGCCCGAGAGUUGAGCCAGGAGGCACUACUGGACUUUCUGUGCCAAGCCGGGGGCCGAGUGACCAAUGCCGCCUUGCUGAGCCACUUCAAGCACUUCCUCCGAGACCCCGACGCGCCCCCCGGCCAGCACCAGCGCCGCCGCGAGCUUUUCAAGGGCUUCGUUAACUCGGUCGCCGCAGUGCGCCAGGACCCCGACGGCACCAAGUACGUGGUGCUCAAGAGGAGGUACAGGGACCUUUUGGGGGAGGAGGGGCUGCAGCGACCCAGCGACCCGCCCGCGACCGCCGCCCCUGCAGGGGGAGCUGCGCCCCGCUGCCCACUCCCCGCCUGCCCGGGGGAGUCGCUGCCUCCGCAGCAGCCCCGGCGGCGGCGGCGCGAGAAGGAGCCAGAGGAGGAGCCAGCAGGUGCCGCAGCCGCAGCCGCGGUUCCCGCUGCGGGGUGCAAUGGAUUCCCCGCCAGCGGCGUCCGGGAGGCGCCCCGAGGAGGCGGGGGGCGGAGGGGCAGCUCUGGCCCCCAGGAGCGGGUGCCGGCGGCUGUGGCUGCGGCUGCCCAGGCCCGAGCGAGGUGCGCGGCGGCCGAGACGCAGGGCCGCUGCUGCUGGGAAUGCCUCCAGAACGGCCUGGGGGGACUCCCAGGCCAGCCGCUGCCUGCCGCACUCCCUGACCCCGCCACUACCACUGUCACCGCCUGCGCCGGGGAGGAGACAGCGCAGGCUCCGCCAGCCCAGGACGACCGCCGGGCUCCCAGGCCGCAGCGGGAAGGUGCGCCCGCGGAGCCCCCGCCUGUGCCCGCCGCGUCCCGCUCGCGUUCUACAACCGUCGAGGCUGCCGAGAGCUGGGCUUUGUCGCCUUCUCUCCUGUCCUGCUCUCCUGCCCCCGGAGAUCCUCCAGAGCUGGUGACUCGCGGCCCUCUGCUUUAUUCAACCCUGCAGCAGCAGCAGCAGCGCACUCGAGAGUGGGUGGCGAGACACCCCCAGAUACCUGAGGCCCGGGACCGAGGCCCCAUCCGAGCCUGGUCGGUGCUCCCCGACGACUUCCCCCGGCUACCCCCAGAGCCAGGCUUCUGGGUCCCCGAAUCUAAGUCAGCAACACCCGAACCCCCUCUUUCCUCUCAUUCUGUUUUGCCUGCUGGUUCGGAAUCCUGGCCCGGGAAUUCGCCACUGGCGGUCUUUCGGAGCAUUCGUUGUCAGUUGUCCCUACAAGAUCUGGAGGACUUCGUAGACCAGGAGAGCCAUGGUAGUGAAGAGAGCAGCAGUGGCCCCAAAGAGUCCCCUGGGCGUUCUGACGAAGAGCUGCAUCUUGCCCCAGGAGCCCCAGAUGGAAGAAGGCUCAGGAAUACAGCUGGGGACCCCUCUCCAAAGAAGGGCAGCCCCAACGGCAGCUCCCAGGGUCUAGGCAACGCAGGGGAUGGCCAUACCUCUCAGCCCCUUCCUGUAGGAGCUGAUGGCCUUGAAGGCCACCCGCAGCAGCCUUUGCCCUGGCCAGUCCCCAGAUUAAGAAGGUCUCUAAGAAGGAGCUCCAGGGCAGGGAGAGCCAGAUUGUCCUCCUCUGAUGAGGAGUGCCUGGAGGAAGAUUUGCUGAAAAGGAGCCGGCGCCCGCCCCGGUCCAGGAAGCCCUCCAAGGCAGGAGCAGUGUCCAGCCUAAGGGUGGAUGCUGCUUUGACAUCCAAACUUGUAGACAUUAAGGCUGCCACGGAGCAGGGUCCUCCACACAGCCCAUGGGCCCUCGGAGGGGAGAGGCCUGCAGCCUUCGUCCACCACAGAUCUUCUGAGCACAAGUCAUCCUUGGUUCCCCUCGAUGCCAGGGAGCAUGAAUGGAUUGUGAAGCUUGCCAGUGGCACUUGGAAUCAGGCGUUGACUUUGUUCUGGCAGGACCCCCAGCUAGCGCUGCACAAAGACUUUCUGACUGGGUACACUGCCUUGCACUGGAUAGCCAAACAUGGUGACCUCACGGCCCUUCAGGACCUGGUCUCAGGUGCACAGAAGGCAGGGAUUGCUCUUGAUGUAAAUGUGAAGUCUGGCUGUGGGUAUACUCCGCUGCACCUUGCAGCCAUCCACGGCCACCAGGCGAUCAUCAGAUUGCUAGUGCAAAGGUUGUCGUCUCGUGUGAAUGUCCGGGACAGCAGUGGGAAGAAGCCUUGGCAGUAUCUGACCAGUAAUACCUCUGGGGAAAUAUGGCAGCUACUGGAAGCCCCACGGGGCAAGCCCAUUUUCCCCACCCAGCCCUUGGUUCGAAACUCUUCCCCCACCAGGAAGGCCAAGAGCCGGGAAAUAUCUAGAAGUGUCACCCGAAAGAGUUCCUUUGCUGCACUGCUCAAAAGUCAGCACAACAAAUGGAAGUUGGCCAACCAGUAUGAGAAAUUCCCCACGCCAAGGGAAAGAGAGGAAUACAGUGACUGAGGUGCCCCCCCACCCCCGACUCCAACACGGCCACCGCGCCCCUGUCUUUGAGCGAUUCGGUGAGGAGAUUCAAGGGCGAUGGAAAAAUUGCUGAGGACUUGGUCAACUGAGAUGGCCUGCCUAGUGUUUACCUCCCUGGAUUCUGUGUCAGCACAUCCUGGACCUCAGAAGUCAUCCAAGCUUUCUGAUGACUCAAGUCCUCGGGCCCAUGAAUGUAGACGAAGAACAGGUGCUUAAAACCCAGGCAUUCUUCCUGUCCCUUGCCACUGCAGAUCCAGGCCAGCAGGCCACACUCUGCUCCCAAGCAGCUCUCCUAGGCCUUGGCUAGAGAGGGAACAGAUGUCUAAGAAGAAGAGAGGCAAUUCAAGGAACGAGGAAGCUCACAUUCUCUCUCUGGCUAGGAGCUUUCUGGCUUCCAUUCAUUUGGAGAACAUGAAAUCUUGGCUGAGAGUGGAAAGCACCAGGUGUGAAAUCAGAUGACUCCACUACUCCCCCCUACCCCCCCUUUAUUUUGUAUUCGAAUCUGUGAAAUAAAAUUAGUACUGGGGAGUAGAACUUGAUUUAACAGCUUCCUCAGUGCCAUCCUCAGAUCUUCCUUUGGUGGCCGAUGCAAGAAAUCAUUAGGGCCUCAUUUCAGAGAAGCAGUUAAGUAAGAUCCAGUUAUGACGGACAUUCAGGCCCUGUUUUUGUUAAAAAAAAAAAAAAUCAAUCUAGGCGUUCCCGCUGUCGUGCAGCUGGUUAAGAGGCUGACUGCAGCUGCUCAGGUUGCUGCAGAAGCAUGGGUUUGAUCCCCCUCCCAGGCAGUGGGUUCAGGGAUCCCAUAGGUCACAGCUGCAGCUCAGAUUAGAUCCCUGGCCUGGGAACUUUCAUGUGCCAUAGGUGGGGCCAUUAAAAAAAAAAAAAAAAAGUCAGCCUAAGGGGGCUUUUCCAAAUGUAAACACUGUGUGGUUCAUUUGCCUGUGACUGAAACCAUCUUUCACGGAAACUCCCUGUGUAACAAACAGCAGAAUUAGCAUUUGUAGCUUUCAGUCCAUUUGAAUGGCCAGUGCUCAUACUCAUGAAAAGAGAGAAAUGGUUUUCUUCUGGGGAUGUGGUGAGGAGUAAGAGGUGAAUGCCUCCCCACCAGGAAUUUUCUAAGCUGCUAAAUAUAAUUUAUUUGCACUAAACUUGUUGCCAAUGAAGAUUAACUAUUAGCCUUGAAGUGCUCUAACGAGAAGUGUUCCUUUUAAUUGCUUGUGAUGGGACUGAUCUUUGUGGGUCCCUGGAAUGAGAGAGUGGCUAGUUUAGAAACUGCAAUAGAACAUCAGGAUUUCAGAAUGUAAGUUCUAAGAGGGCUGAGCAGUUAAGUGUCCAUGUGCAAAUAGUUAACUUGUUAUGGAAAUGUGUUUCAUGUGCGGUGGUAAUGAUAUUGUAUUUUUUUAAGUAUUUUUAUGUUUCUUCAGCUUUUUUCCCCAUUAAAAUAUGAAUAGUUCUUUAUAAUUUAUUGUACUUAAUGCUGAUUACUGUUAACAAUCCGCUUUGCAAAACUGUAUCUCUGUGUCAAAUAUUUUCGUCUCUUUAUAGUUUUACUGAAAUAAAUGUAUCUCUGUUCUGUUAGGAAACAAAAACUAGGCAGAGUAAAGAAAUCUAUGUUGCUUUUCUAAAAAAAAAAAAAGCUAUAAGCACAGAUGGCAAGUGUACAUUUAGGAGAGAUGACAUUUUUUAAAAUAAAAGAUAAACAUGUAUGCGAAUACUCUAGUAAAAGGGGUGAUUUCCAAGGGGGAAGAAAUCAUAAAAAUGUCAACUUUUAAAAGCCAAAGAAUGUUUUUACUUUACCAUAUUGUUAUCACAAUGUCAAUUUAUUCAACAAAUAUGUUUUCCUUCUUGCUGUGGGAUUUAUAAAGGUGAGGGGGACAUGACUUCUCCCCUCUUAAAAUCGAGCAAGGCUUGUUGUUGAUUGAUUUAUACCUUAUCUUGCUGCCCUGGUGUCUUUUAAAGCUGCAUUGUAUUAGGUAUAAGCUUUUAAAAUGAGACCAAAAAAAAAAAAAAAAAA